Molecule: messenger RNA, 3486 nt
Organism: Sphaeramia orbicularis (orbiculate cardinalfish)
Lineage: Eukaryota; Metazoa; Chordata; Actinopteri; Kurtiformes; Apogonidae
Gene: nab2
Product: NGFI-A binding protein 2 (EGR1 binding protein 2)
Exons: 7
Coding region: 1124-2551 (475 amino acids)
Biological process (GO): negative regulation of DNA-templated transcription
Cellular component (GO): nucleus
Molecular function (GO): transcription coregulator activity; transcription factor binding
Source: RefSeq, a predicted model, not a curated record
AAAUGAAGAAAGCUAUAUUUCAAUGCCACUUCAACAAUACUUAUUUUUAGUGCAACUCUGGGGGGUUUUAAUUAAAGGUGCAACUUCCAAUGUCCAACCAGUGCACCAUGUUCAGUUUUAACCCUGAUUGCAGGAAACAACAAACCCUUGUCCUGGAUGAUGAAUGGGCUGACUGUUGAUAAGGAGCUUUAAUGGGGAGUUUAGUGUUGCUGUAUUUAUUUGGACGAAUUAUCCCUUUGAAGUUGCAGUGAAAUGAAAUGAUUAAAAAGUGCCUGUAAACAGUAGGCUACAGAGGGGAAGUACAUGAGCUAAAAUUCCAUCUGUCCUCCUAGAAUAAUUUAUGACCACCCCCACUUUCAAAAAAGUAAAACACAAUUUUACACUAUAGCCUGCUCUAUUUGCACUGCAUUACAUCCACAUGUUGUUAACGGUUCUCUGUGUAAUUCAAGUGUCUGAGUGCACAAGGUCUUUGGCAUGGCAAACUGUGGGAACCCCCCGACGCUUCUGCAUAAAAGACAGAUCUUGAAGACGCAGAGGGUUAAUUUCAAGCCCCCACCACCACCACCCACAUCUCCAAUUUGAAAGCCGCCUCUCUACCGGGAGAGGAAGGCUCUUUUUCGGUCAGAUGGCGUGCUGCAGUCCGCCCCCGUCAUUCUCCAGCCCACACAGACAGCAAAAAGGCAGCCAGCAACCAAUACGGUGCGCCGGAGGAGGAUUUCUGCCAGUGAUUUCAGACGAGGUACGAUACGCAAAGGGGAUUUACUACGCCAAUCCGAGCCGGGGAAGCUUUCGGCAAUAGAUAACAGGGUAAGAAACGCACAGGACAAUAACUGCAAUGUGUCUUUGCGCAGGGUGUUUUCUCCUCACAUCUGGCUUCUGUCGAUGAUUUUUAUCUGAACUGGCGCCAACAAUUGAAGUGUUUCUACUUUAUUGAUGUCAAAAUCUUACUGGGUUUUGUCCCGUUGAUCGAUCGAAAAUAGUUUUUUUGUUCUUCCUCAUGUUAAUCAGUUUCAUUCUGGUAUUACGCACCAGUGACAUCGGUUUUUGGAGAGACCCUUUUGCGUAAUUACGCUGGUCCCUUCUCAGCACAUCCGUCUACUGACUUGAAGAAGUGUUGUGUGCCAUGUCCCUGCCACGCACACUUGGGGAGUUGCAGCUCUAUCGGGUGCUGCAGAGGGCCAACCUGCUGGCCUAUUAUGAAACCUUCAUCCAGCAGGGUGGUGACGAUGUACAGCAGCUCUGUGAAGCAGCAGAGGAGGAGUUUCUGGAGAUCAUGGCACUAGUAGGCAUGGCCACCAAGCCACUGCAUGUGCGUAGGCUGCAAAAGGCCCUCCGAGACUGGGCAGCAAACCCUGCCCUCUUCAGCCAGCCUGUCCCUAGUGUUCCCCUCGGGGGCAUCCCACUGUUCAAAGUCGAUGGGACGGGCACAAGCGGGUCAGCAGGAGGGCCCAAGAAGUCUGUAAGCAACGGGCAGCCUGGUUCACCAUGUGAGAGGGAGGAUCGGGCAUGUCUCACUCCAAUGCACAGCGGGAGUCCCAGAAGUCCCUGCUCCCAGGCGUCCCCACAACCACCGGACACACAUUACAGAGAAAAACUGUCACCAAUGGAUCCACACUGGCUCAGCCCAGAUCCAGACGGAAACUGCACUUUAUCCUCUGCACAUGGAGAAGAGGAGCCGCACAGUCCACCUCUACUGUCAACAUGUCCCGCAGGCCCCUCCACAUCUCCAAGUUCCUCCGCCUCUUUCACCCCUGCAGCCCUGUCUGCCUGGCCGGGGGGUCAGCUGGACGGAGAGACAGCAAAGGCAGUGGUGGAGAGUGUGGAGAGGCUCCUCAGGACCCUCCCCAGGUCAGAUCCUGCAGAAGUGAAGACUCUGCUGAGGAUGAACAAGAAGAUGGCAAAGACUGUGGGCCAUAUCUUCAAAAUGGGGUCUCAGGAUGCAAGCAAGGAAGAAGAGAUCAGGAAGUACAGCCUCAUAUAUGGACGAUUCGACUCCAAGAGGAGAGAAGGCAAGCAGCUCACACACCAUGAGCUGAUCAUCAACGAAGCUGCAGCCCAGUUCUGUAUGCGCGAUAAUGCCCUUUUGCUGAGACGAGUGGAACUCUUUUCAUUGGCUCGGCAGGUGGCAAGAAAAUGUGCCUACACCUCCACACUAAAGCAUGCAAGGACAAAUGAGGAGAACAGUGUACAGACUCAGAAGAGAGCGAGACACGAGGUCAUUGUUCCAGAGAGCGUGUCUUCACUUCUGGGAGCAGAGGGUUCAGAGAGUCUGACCCAGAGAGCAGACGACGACAGCUUAUCUGCAGAAAGCCUGGACAGUGUGUCGCAUGACAUCGGCUCCCAGUGCAACCAGUCUCCGUCCCCUCGCCAUCCCACCGACGCCUCCAAUCCAACCAGCUGGAGUCGCCAUCUCAUUCAGCAAACGCUAAUGGACGAAGGGCUGCGAUUGGCUCGGAUGGUGUCACAUGAUCGGGCUGGCAAGAUCAGCCUCGGGUCAGAAGGAGCUCAUGCCACAGUUAUCUUUGCUUCUCUCUGCAGACCACGACAGUAAAGUGGACAGGCGGAGCUCCAUAACAGCGUGCAGGAGCGGUAGCCCUUGCAUCAUCAAAGACGAACCCAACCAUCGGGGGAAAUGAAGGAAAAAAAAAAAGAAAAAAAAGCUCAGCAGUAUCAGUAAACAUGUGCUGAUGAACUCCACUCAGAGUCCUGUGUAUGAGCAGGUUUUUAUACAUGUAGUUACAUCACUGACAGCACAAGCAUCAGAUAGGGAACAGACUCCUAUCGACAGGCGGGAUCAAUAUAGUAAAUGUCAGCGACUAAUAGUUUGCAGUUACUUCUAAACACUGAAGUUGUGGAUUGAAUUUGUUUUUACUUUACAUUCAGUAUAUAUUUAGGUGAGUCCUAUUUAUUUAACUUUUUGAGAGCACAUGAACUAUAUGUCCUGCAGCUUUUAAGCAGAAAAUAUUUCAGCUCACGUGGCUCUUGUGAUGUUUGCCAUCCUGUUUCCUAUGACAUGGAAUUGGCACAGCAGGGGGCACUGCAACUUUAGAAACUGACUGCCUUCAAUCCAGUCUGACUGGAGUUGCAUGGAGACUUCAAGGGUUCUUAUGAAGUCUUUUUUUUUUAAUCAAGUAACAGUCUCCAGUUUAAUCUGCAGCUCUCAGAGUUCACUGCGAUGGUGUUUUAUUGAUGAUAAUACUUCAGGCUGUUUCACAAUCCUUUGGUGAACUCAGUGGUGUGACAUAAUACUGAUAUUAAUACUAAUGCUUUAUUGAUUUCUAUUCAGAAGUUGUUUUUUUACUUGCCUCUCUCCUCUGUAGAAUCAGGUGUUGUGCUCAUGGGCCCUUUAGCAGGGGGGAUUCGUGCUGAUUUUAGGGCUUUGAAUCUGCUCUCCUGUUUAUUUACACUUCACUGCCGUAUUGUACAGCCUCUGAGGAAACUACAUUCAAAACUACACUGCAAGGUUUAGAAUUAAACAAUUAAAAA